GUCUUGGGUCAGAUUACGUCCCCCUGUCACGCACACUUCACACUGUUAGGGUGUGAGCGGAGUGACGGACGGGGGUCAAUUCCUUCGCUGUUCCUUUGAGCGUCGGGUGAAGUUCAGAAGUUCGUCCUCAGUGCAGGUCAACAGCUGUUAAAAUCAUGUCUGCUUUUCUGCAUCACUGCCCAUUCUUGAAGUCCCCUCCAGGCCCUCCUCUAAGGAAUAUGGCAGCGUACUUUGGAUUGGCUGACCGAUGUCCAAUCAUUGUCCGCCAGAUCUCUGUAAAAGCCACCCAGUCCUCUGAGGAAAAAGACCUCCUCCCUCAUAAGGAGCUUAAACGGCAAUUGGCAACCACAGCCACUCAGGUGGCGAUCUCCAUGUCCCAGAGCUGUCCCUUUGUUUCCUCUAAGAUUGGACUAGUUAAAGCCAGUCCACAAGUGCAGGAGGAUGUCCAGCCCAAUCUUGAGAAUCAAGAUAACUCUGGUUUGAUGAGCUCGCUGUUCAGUGGCUUGCAAAGUCAUCAGUCCACUGGUCCUACACACCUUCUUGAAGACAACUUUACCAGACCCAGUUUCAACUACGAUGACUUCUUCACUCAGAAGAUUGUGGAAAAGAAGAAUGACCAUACUUACCGUAUCUUUAAGACGGUGAACCGUUUUGCAAAAGUUUUCCCUUAUGCUGAAGACUAUUCCAUCCCUGGACGCUUGGGCUCCCAGGUGUCUGUAUGGUGCAGUAAUGAUUACUUGGGAAUGAGUCGACAUCCUCGUGUUGUCAAGGCCAUAGGAGAGGCUUUGCAGAAGCAUGGUGCAGGAGCAGGCGGCACCCGAAAUAUCUCUGGGACGAGUAACUAUCAUGUGGCCCUGGAGAGUGAACUGGCCCGUCUACACCAGAAAGAUGGAGCACUUGUCUUUUCUUCCUGCUUUGUAGCCAAUGAUUCCACUCUCUUUACUUUGGCUAAAAUGCUCCCAGGUUGUGAGAUCUACUCAGACAUGGGUAAUCAUGCCUCCAUGAUCCAGGGCAUCAGGAACAGUGGGGCCAAACGCUUCAUUUUCCGACACAAUGAUGCCAGUCAUCUGGAAGAGCUGCUCAGCCGCUCAGAUCCACUCACACCCAAAAUCGUGGCUUUUGAGACUGUUCAUUCAAUGGAUGGUGCAAUUUGCCCUCUUGAAGAGCUAUGUGAUGUAGCACAUAAAUAUGGAGCUCUGACUUUUGUGGAUGAGGUCCAUGCUGUCGGACUGUAUGGGGCUCACGGAGCAGGUGUAGGAGAGAGAGACAACGUCAUGCACAAGAUCGAUAUUGUCUCUGGAACUCUGGGUAAGGCAUUUGGCUGUGUGGGUGGUUACAUAGCCAGCACUGCUGCCCUGGUGGACAAUGUGCGCUCCUACGCCGCCGGUUUUAUCUUCACUACCUCCUUGCCUCCCAUGGUGUUGGCGGGGGCUUUGGAAUCGGUGCGUGUGCUAAAGAGCCCAGAAGGCCAAGCUUUGCGCAGAGCCCAUCAGAGAAAUGUCAAACACAUGAGACAGCUGCUGCUGGACGCUGGACUGCCUGUGAUCAACUGCCCUAGCCACAUCAUUCCUAUUCGGGUCAGUGUUUGCAAAAACCAUUAUGUCCUUAAUGGGAUAGUUCACCCAAAAAUGGUGGAUUGA
This is a messenger RNA of Cyprinus carpio (common carp), 1640 nucleotides long. RefSeq names its product aminolevulinate, delta-, synthase 2 (gene alas2). Lineage: Eukaryota; Metazoa; Chordata; Actinopteri; Cypriniformes; Cyprinidae. Gene Ontology annotation, biological process: erythrocyte development; heme biosynthetic process; hemoglobin biosynthetic process. Gene Ontology annotation, molecular function: 5-aminolevulinate synthase activity; pyridoxal phosphate binding. The record is from RefSeq and is a predicted model, not a curated record. Bases 156 to 1640 code for a protein of 494 amino acids. The transcript has 10 exons. Gene Ontology annotation, cellular component: mitochondrial matrix; mitochondrion.